ACCUCUUAUUCUAGUUGGCAACACGCGAUCUAUGUCACCGAUGAUCGGAAAGCACCCUUACACACUGCGAGAAACAAAGGCAGAGAAGCAAAUGGCUACCUCACCUAUAUCAUCGAGAACUACCACCAGCUGCCCGAAACAGUCGCCUUCAUACACAGCCAUCUCAGCUCCUGGCACAAUGAUCAAAACGCUGCAAAAGCACUACAGUUGCUGAAUAUCGACUUUGUGCAGAAGAAUGGAUACGCAAACUUCAGAUGCCAUACCACCCCAGGUUGCAAUCCAGCAGAGAUUCAGCCGUUCCGCAACAAGAAAGAGCAAGCCGGUAUAGACAAGCAUGAGGCAGAGACCGAGAGAGCCUUUGCCAAGGCAUGGACUGAACUGUUCAACUCGACCGCCGUUCCCGAACAGAUCGGAGUGGCCUGUUGUGCGCAGUUUGCUGUGUCUCGGAAGCAGAUCCUGCAAAGACCGCUUGCGCAUUACAUCUGGUUCCACAGCUGGCUGAUGGAGACUUCGUUGAGCGAUGCGACUGCAGGAAGAGUGAUGGAAUACCUAUGGCACAUCAUCUUCGGUCAGGAAGCCGUCUACUGCCCAAAGGUCCAUCAGUGUUUCAGGAGUGUCUAU
Molecule: messenger RNA, 621 nt
Organism: Aureobasidium namibiae CBS 147.97
Lineage: Eukaryota; Fungi; Ascomycota; Dothideomycetes; Dothideales; Saccotheciaceae
Exons: 1
Source: RefSeq, a predicted model, not a curated record